This is a messenger RNA of Triticum dicoccoides, 2348 nucleotides long. RefSeq lists its product as uncharacterized. The coding region runs from base 54 to 2042 and encodes 662 amino acids. The record is from RefSeq and is a predicted model, not a curated record. The transcript is spliced from 3 exons. NCBI's taxonomy places the organism in Eukaryota, Viridiplantae, Streptophyta, Magnoliopsida, Poales, Poaceae.
UCGGGGGAGAGAACGAGGAAUCUAGGGUUCGGUUCCAUCUUAACCCCUCCCAGAUGCCUCUCCCAAAUCAACAGCCGGCGGCGGCGGCGGCGGCGGCGAUCGAGCACAUCUAUAAGCCGGAGGACACUUCAAGGUUCGAGCCACGGCUCAAGGUUGUAAAUCGGGAGAAAUCGGAGCUUCUCCAUAAGAUCCGCGACUCGUAUGAUCGUGCCCGCGAGCGGCUCGCCAAGGCGACGGCAUUCAAAGAGGAGAUCUUCCUCGGCGCCGGCCUCUCCUUUGGCCUUCUCGAUCCGACCACCAACAUCAUCUACAACACCCUCGUCGCCUCCAACCUCUGCGACGAGAAAAUCCAGGGUGUUCAGGACGGGAACAUAGCCGAGCGCUCCCUGGACGGCCUUGUCGCCUUCCUCACCUUCUUCUUCCGCUACCUCGCAAACUGGGAAGCCGUGCGCUACCUGCUCCUCGCCGAUGCGGACCUCGUCUACGCGAUGCGCCUCGUUGUGCAUGACCGGUGUAUCUCUCCCUUCAACUUGAACUCUGAUACCAGCAAGUCCGACGUACGCACUGCCCUCAUGUGCGCUGCGCUGGCCUCUAAGCACAUGGAUCCCCACCACCUCGUCCACACCUGGCUGUCGCCGAUUCGCCCUCUGCAAGAAGCCGUCCAGGUGAUCAACAAUGACAUCAAUAAAUUCAGCUGUGACCCGCUGCAUCAUGCUUGCUGGGGCCCUGUCAUGCAAAUGCAACCCCUUGAUUUCGCUUGGAAGCGCGCAUUUGAUCUCCCUCGGUUGCCAUCCACCACCGUGCAGUAUCGUCCUUAUCAGUCCAUGAAGUUUGUUCUCCUCGGGCUAAUCCACACCUUCUACCUGAAUGCACUUGCCCUCCUCCCGGCCGGUGAGCUCCGGUCUUGCUACCACCACAGCAUGCUCAAGGCUGGCCACUGCUAUGGCCCCUUCGACCCUGUCUCCAACAUCAUCAUCAACACUAUCUGGUAUAACACCGUCUCCCCGCCGAGCCAAAAACUUGAGCUUGAUAUGAUCAGUACCAUGAGUCUGUUACGCAUUGAGGCUCGCUCCUUCUAUGGCCUUGUUUCUUUCCUCUGCACUUCGGGCAAGAAACUCUAUGAAGCCAUGCGCUUCUUGCUCAUUUCUGAUUGCACUUUGGGAAAGACUCAGCCCUUUUCGAACCCUUUGUCUGACUUUGGGGAUGAAAACAAAAAUUUUCAUGCCUUCAGGGCUGCCGGUGUGGCUGCUUGGCACCCCGACCCUGUCGCGCAAGCAGAAUUUAUUUCCAAACGCAGUCAUACAUUAAUCCGUCAUAAGAUUAAUGCUCCACUCGACUCUGCUGAUGUUGACCGCAUCACCAGAAAGAUGUUUCAAGGACCUCCCACCCCUGGCAACUCACUGCAGCAUCAAUCCGAUCCCAUGCCCAAGCUAUAUAAAAUUCCGGAUGAGCAUACAAGAGUCUCUAAGAAAGUCAAAGCAGCGCUGGCCUCAUAUGCACUGGAGAACAGAGAAUCCACGUAUGAUCUUCAUGUUAUUUGUGGCGUCAACCAUAAUGUGUCUGGCCCUGAAUACUGUAUGGAUGUUGACAAACCCAUUUUCAUAUAUCAUCACAUUCAUGUUAAUUUUCUGGCAAGUCAAGGAGGUGGAGAUCCAAAACUCUUCUUCGCUGAACUUAGCAAUGACGAUGCAGAGGACGGAGGUCGGAAGGUCUUGUGUUGUCCUGUGAAUUUUCCCAAACCACGCCAAGAACAAAUCCGCUGCAUGUACUGUGAUUAUGAAGGGACUAAAAUUGUGCACCCGGCUAUGGAGGAAUUCCAAUUUAGAGGUCACGACCCAGAGUUUCAGAACAUGGCCUGUGGUAUAGAUCCCUACGAAGACGAACCGUGUCCAGAUGGUGUUACGCAGUUCUACACAAACUAUAGAAUCAUCAGCAUCUCGUGCGGGGCAUUAGAUAAUGUGGGAGCAGUGGACGAUGACUCUGAUGACGGCACUGAUGAGGAAGAUGACAGCGAUUAUAUUAGCGAAUCUGAAUCUGAGUAAGGUGGGUUUUGCUAGCGUUACCCACAAGCAGUUAGUUUCCAACCCGAUUGAAGAUAUUGGGACGUCGAGGUCCUACCCGUUAGUUUUCUACAUUGCUGUAGCCAUAGUUAAGAUAUUCCGAUGAGCGUGCCGUUUAGUUUGUUUAUUAUUGGAUGUGCUGAGAGUAUUCUGAAUGCAGAUGUUGCAAGUUCGUUCACCAUUAGCUAUAAUUUCACAAAGCAAGUUUAAUCUGUUUCAUGUUAAAUCGUCUGUCCGUUAUGAUGAGGAUGAUAAUAAUAAUAAUCCCACGAAAUUGAAUGUUCUACA